This is a messenger RNA of Fomitiporia mediterranea MF3/22, 234 nucleotides long. Its product is annotated as HMG-box. The record is from RefSeq and is a predicted model, not a curated record. Gene Ontology annotation, biological process: regulation of transcription by RNA polymerase II. The transcript has a single exon. Gene Ontology annotation, molecular function: DNA-binding transcription factor activity, RNA polymerase II-specific; RNA polymerase II cis-regulatory region sequence-specific DNA binding. NCBI's taxonomy places the organism in Eukaryota, Fungi, Basidiomycota, Agaricomycetes, Hymenochaetales, Hymenochaetaceae. The annotation marks the transcript as partial. Gene Ontology annotation, cellular component: nucleus.
UCCCAGUCGCCCAAUCACAUCCCUCGACCGCGAAAUGCAUUCAUCCUCUUUCGCUCGCAUGCACUGGCGCGCGGAAUGGUUAAGAACAUACAGCAAAAUGAGGCUUCGCGCGAGAUUGCUCGAAUUUGGAAGAGUGCGGAUGAAGGGACGAGGAAAAGGUUUGAGGCCCAAGCAGAAGAGGAAAAGAGGAUACACAAGUUGAAAUACCCUGGAUAUCGAUAUGCGCCCAGAAAG